This is a messenger RNA of Bicyclus anynana (squinting bush brown), 2107 nucleotides long. RefSeq names its product carbonyl reductase [NADPH] 3-like. The transcript is spliced from 2 exons. The record is from RefSeq and is a predicted model, not a curated record. NCBI's taxonomy places the organism in Eukaryota, Metazoa, Arthropoda, Insecta, Lepidoptera, Nymphalidae. Gene Ontology annotation, molecular function: oxidoreductase activity. Bases 33 to 1019 code for a protein of 328 amino acids.
UCGGUAAAAAUAUCGUUAGUUAAAUUUUGACCAUGGCAGAUAAAGUAGCUGUUGUGACAGGCUCAAAUAAAGGCAUAGGAUUUGGUAUAGUGAGAGCAUUGUGCAAACGUGGCAUAGGAAAUGUUUAUUUAACAGCAAGAAAUGUACAGAGGGGAAAAGAAGCUAUUGCAAUAUUAAGUAAAGAAGGUUAUAAGCCACUUUUUUACCAACUCGAUGUCACAGAUGAGCAAAGUGUUAAAUCAUUCGCAGAACAUCUCAAACAAAAUCAUGCAGGCUUGGAUAUCCUUAUUAACAACGCUGCUAUCGCUACAGCAAAUUUCACAGAAACAACUUAUGAAGAUUCAGUACAAGUGCUUAAUGCUAACUACUACAGUAUACUUACUAUUCAAAAGUAUAUAUUUCCGUUAUUGAAGAACAACGCUCGAGUUGUAAAUAUAUCAAGUAAUUGUGGUCAUAUUACUAAUUUAAAAAAUACCUACUGGAUCAAUCGACUGACAAAAGAUGAUAUUAAUCAAGAAGAUAUAGAUGCAUUCGUGGUUUGGUUUUUAAAUUCAGUUAAAGAUGGAACUCUUAAGGAAGAAGAUUUUCAAGAAAUGCCUCUUUUGGCAUACAGAAUAUCUAAAAUUGCUGUAUGUGCUUUAACAAGACUUCAACAAAAGGAAGUUGAACGUGACAUAUCAGUAAAUUCCUUACAUCCAGGUUUCGUGAAGACUGAUAUGGUGAAGACCGUUGGUGACUUAACUAUAGAUGAAGCUAGUGAUGCUCCUGUUUACUUAGCUCUGAAUAUUGAUCAAUCUGUCAAAGGAAAAUACUUCUGGUUUGAUAAAACUGAAAAAGAUUGGGCAGACACGAAUGCGCAAAAUCUAUAUUGCCCCUAUGCACUACUUAAAAGAUAUUUAGAAGAAUCAAAAGAGAAUUUACAAAGAAUCAAAAAAUCAAAAGGAUCAAGAAAAUUAAUCAGCAUAAAACUCACAAAACGUCAAAACGCACAUCAGUUAAGUUGUCAACAUGACAGAUAAAGUUGCAGUCGUAACAGGCUCAAACAAAGGCAUUGGUUUUGGUAUAGUCAGAGAAUUAUGCAAACGUGGUUUAAAAUAUGUUUAUUUAACGGCAAGAGAUGUCAAAAGAGGAAAUGAAGCUAUUGAAAAAUUGAACAAAGAAGGUUAUAAGCCACUUUUUCACCAACUCGAUGUCACAGAUGAGUUAAGCGUAAAAUCAUUCGCUGAACACCUCCAACAAAGGCAUGGAGGCUUGGAUAUCCUUAUUAACAACGCUGCUAUAAUUACAGCCAAUUUUACAGAGACUACUUAUGAAGAUUCUGUUCGUGUACUUGAUGCUAACUACUACAGUAUUUUGAUUAUUCAAAUGUAUAUAUUUCCAAUUUUGAAGGAUAACGCCCGAGUUAUAAAUAUGUCAAGUGAUAGUGGCCAUAUUUCGUGUUUAGAAAACAAUUAUUGGAUUGAUCGACUUACAAAUGAAAAUAUUAAAAAAGAAGAUAUAGAGGCAUUCGUGAUUUGGUUUCUGGACUCUGUGAAGAAUGGAACUCUCAAAGAAGAUGAUUUUCAGGAAAUGCCUCUUUUAGCAUACAAAAUAUCUAAAAUCGCUGUAAGUGCUUUAACAAGAGUUCAACAAAAGGAAGUUGGACGUAACAUAUCAGUAAAUUCAUUAAAUCCUGGUUUCGUGAAGACAGAUAUGACAAAGAAAGCUGGUUAUUUAACUAUAGAAGAAGCUAGUGAUGCUCCUGUAUACUUAGCUCUAGACAUUGAUCAAUCCGUGAAAGGGAAAUACUUUUGGUACGAUAAAACAGAAAAAGAUUGGGCAGAUGCAGAUCAAAAGUUACAUGACGUCUAUGAAGAAUUCGAUAAAUGUUUAAGAGAAGUGAAUGCAGAAUAAACAGAAAGCAAUGAAUAAAAAACAAUAAAAAUUGUAAUAAAAGAUUCAAUUACUAGAAGUGUAUCACUUUAUUAUGUACUCUAUAAGUUACAUAUUACAUAAAUACUGCAUGCGUAUUUUUUAAUUACAUUUGUAUCUUUUGCCUAUAUCAUUUUAACUACGAAGUUAUUGUAUACCUAUGUUAUAAAAUGUAUGAUAAUAAAUAUUUACAAUA